Molecule: messenger RNA, 126 nt
Organism: Acaulospora colombiana
Lineage: Eukaryota; Fungi; Glomeromycota; Glomeromycetes; Diversisporales; Acaulosporaceae
Source: the annotation of a GenBank genome assembly
GGUUUGGAAUCAAAGGUGGAGUCGUUGGAUCUGGACGUCUCAAAUCCAGCUUGCAUCCUAUCACGAGGAAGGGGACGUGGGGGCAGAGUUGCUGGAUCUCCUGUAGCCACUAUGGCAAAGCGUUAG